AUGGACUGCAGCGCUGAUACGGCACUUUCUCUCCUCACGCUCAAGCGCACCCACACUUGGCUUGGUCACAUAACCACCGGAGAUGAGAAGUGGAUUUCUUAUUCUAACAUUCACCGACGUACCCAAUGGGUUGACAAAGGUACGUAUGCAGAAGACGCCCCUAAACUCAACGUACAUGCCAAAAAGGUUAUGCUCUGCAUCUGGUGGAACAAGCACGGCGUCAAAUACUGGGAGCUGCUCCCUCAGGGAUGUACAGUGACUGCAGACGUCUACACUGAGCAACUGAACAAUUUGAAGACAAAUCUCGAAAAAACAUGCCCGCAGCAGCGCGAAGUCUACUUCCAGCACGACAACGCUCGGCCGCACAUUGCAAGAACGACCAAAGCCACUGAUGAAACUAGGUUGGGCCAUUUUAACACACCCACCGUAUUCCCCAGGUCUGACUCCCUCGGAUUACCACUUUUUUCCCUAUCUCCAGCGUCACGGUCAUGGUCAAGACUUCCAAAUCCGCGACGACAUCAGAAAGGCACUCGAGCAGUUCUUCAAGAAGCAGUCCCCAGCGUUCUGGAACAAGGGCAUCUACGAUCUGCCUAA
Messenger RNA from Necator americanus (New World hookworm), 594 nucleotides. RefSeq lists its product as uncharacterized. Lineage: Eukaryota; Metazoa; Nematoda; Chromadorea; Rhabditida; Ancylostomatidae. Gene Ontology annotation, molecular function: nucleic acid binding. The record is from RefSeq and is a predicted model, not a curated record. The coding region runs from base 1 to 594 and encodes 197 amino acids. The transcript has a single exon.